This is a messenger RNA of Fraxinus pennsylvanica, 456 nucleotides long. Lineage: Eukaryota; Viridiplantae; Streptophyta; Magnoliopsida; Lamiales; Oleaceae. The record is from the annotation of a GenBank genome assembly.
AUGGUUUCCACUCGAUGUGCUGCUUGCAAGUAUUUGAGAAGAAGAUGCCCUUCAGAUUGCAUUUUCUCCCUUUAUUUUCCUUCCAAUAAUCCGCAAAGAUUUGCUUAUGUUCAUAAAAUCUUUGGUGCUAGCAAUAUUGGAAAGAUGCUCCAGGAUUUGCCUGUGCAUCGUCGGGCCGAUGCAGCGGACUCCUUGUAUUAUGAAGCUCAUUGCAGAAUUAAAGAUCCCACCUAUGGUUGUGUGGGGAUCGUAAAUCUUCUGCAUCAAGAAAUAUACAAUGUGCAAAGCCAAAUAGCCAAAAUUCAAGCUGAAAUUGCCUUCCUCAGCACUAAUGAACAAAGUGAUGAAACCCAAUAUCAGCAACUACAAAUUGCACCAAAUUUGGAUCCCAAUUUCUUGUCUGAACAAAAGGGUUUUUCCAAUUCAUUUGAUGACUCUUCAACUUGGUUCUAUUAG